ACAAACACUUUAAAAAGAAGUGAACGUUAAACCCCCUGAAACAAAGUAAAAGGUAUCUAAGGAGUGAGUUGAGAAGUAGAGUGGUACUGGUAUAUACUACUAAUAGCAUUACUAGUACAGUGUAUAGUACUUUUGGUGUCUUUUUGUAAUUGUAGCGGUUAAGGUGGAGAAUAGCCAAAACGGGUUUGCCAGUGUGGAUGUUGGGGUUGGGUGCGGAUCGGUUGCGGGCCGACAUGAGUCGUUUGCUCGCACUACUCUUUCACCAGGGAGUAUUGGAUGAGCAAUUCUUGCAGCUGCAGCAGCUUCAAGACGAAAGCUCACCCAACUUCGUGUCCGAGGUCGUAAACAUCUACUUCCACGAGUCUGAAAAACUCUUGAGAAAUCUCAGAACCUUACUGAUGGAUAAGGAGUUUUCGGACUACAAGAAAAUGGGAAUUCAUUUGAAUCAGUUCAUGGGAAGCAGCUCCAGUAUUGGUGCCAAAAGAGUCAGAAAUGUAUGCGUUGCCUUUCGAGGCGCUUGUGAACAAAACAACCGUGCCGGGUGCUUGAGAGCUUUGGAGCAUCUGGAACAUGAAUAUUGUUACCUCAAGAACAAAUUACACGAACUAUUCCAAUUGGAGCAGCAGCGAGCUAUGGCAGCUGGAGUUAGGUAUCCAAUGCAAAAUUAAUAUCAUGCAAGCAAAGUCUUGGAGAACAUAAUUUUAAUCUAACAAGAUAUCUUGUGUACGGGCCUUCAAAUUUUCUUGUGUAUGCUCUUUUUAUUUUUAACUCAAAAACAAGCUUAUUCAGUGUCAAGGGGAAACAAAGUACUACUAGUACAGAAGUAGAAGAAAGAAGGGUA
This is a messenger RNA of Humulus lupulus (European hop), 841 nucleotides long. Its product is annotated as pseudo histidine-containing phosphotransfer protein 6. The record is from RefSeq and is a predicted model, not a curated record. Gene Ontology annotation, cellular component: nucleus; cytoplasm. NCBI's taxonomy places the organism in Eukaryota, Viridiplantae, Streptophyta, Magnoliopsida, Rosales, Cannabaceae. Gene Ontology annotation, biological process: phosphorelay signal transduction system; cytokinin-activated signaling pathway; phosphorylation. The transcript is spliced from 5 exons. Gene Ontology annotation, molecular function: protein histidine kinase binding; histidine phosphotransfer kinase activity. The coding region runs from base 198 to 668 and encodes 156 amino acids.